UACAAUACGCUUAAAAAUAUUACUGAGCUCCGCAGUAAGGUCUACUUACCCGGGUCAGAUACCUACACAGACCGAAUAGAGAUAUACUUCUCUAAGAGUACCGCCCUGGAGCCCUGGUAUAUACAGGCUCUUAAGAGAGCUAGUACUAAUCUAGGCCUUAUUAUAUACUUUAAUAUACUCCCGAUUAAGCUCGUUAGUCCCUUAAAGGGAACUAUCUGGGGAGAUAAUAUAAUAUUUAAAUCGGAGUCAGGGAAUAAUCUUAUUAAUACUUUAGUAGACUUUACUAAUACUAUAUAUAAGGAUAAGAAUAGUUCGGUUAGUAUAUCCUUCUUAUACCAGCCUAAAUUAGCAGGGGGUAUAAUAGCUCUGGUUUCUAUUAAAAAUACCCUUACUAUAAGUAAGCUACUAGCUUUUAAUAGCUUUUACGGGAUUAGGGCUAUACUUAAUAAUACUAUCAGAAUUAAUACUAUAUUAGUACUCUCCAGGGAGCUCUCGGAGGAUUAA
Molecule: messenger RNA, 504 nt
Organism: Clonostachys rhizophaga
Lineage: Eukaryota; Fungi; Ascomycota; Sordariomycetes; Hypocreales; Bionectriaceae
Source: the annotation of a GenBank genome assembly